UGGAGAAGUCAUGCACAAUCGGGAUAGAAAAAGAAAGGCUGCCCCCAACUGGUGAAACUGAAAUCAGAACCCGGAAAUAGGUGGCGAAAUUAGGACGUUGUAGAACACGGAUUGUCGGAGCUGUCUCCUCUUCUUACUCGUAGUUAAAUAACUUUAAACCCUACUUUAAAGUGGCAUGGAGCAGGUAUCAAACAAGAUGUUCAGCGCGAGACGACUGUUCGCCCCGAUGAAGUGUUUCUACACAUGAGCUUAGCUAGCCAACGUCGCCAUGCCAUCGCCUACAAGUGUGAUCGGGGAUUUCUAUUGGAGAAGCAGUUUUAGCUUAUCUUCAAACCACAGGAGGUUGGUGGCACCUUAAUUGGGGAGGACGGGCUUGUGGUAAUGGCUGCAGUGGAAUGGUAUCAAACACAUGGUUUGAUGCCAUUCCAUUCACUCCGUUCCAGACAUUAUGAUGAGCCGUGCUUCAUACUAUACCGAAAUAAUAAAAUAUUUCAGUUGUGUAUCUUACUUAGUUUUUAUUUGAUUACUACAUUAUUUUUAAUUCCUUAAAGUCAUCAUCUCAUCUCUGCUCAGGCAGUAGAAGCCAGACAACGUUCUCUGUGUUUUCCAUACUGAACUGUCUUUAGUCAUCCUAUUUAGCUAGGCUUGCCUGCCUAAGCAUGCUGCAAAGAUGGCUGACGAAAACAUUUGACUAGUUCUUCAAAGUAGCCUUUGACUGAGCCACAACGGAUAAGACAGGAGUGAAGAGACCUCCCCGCCCCUAACAGUCACACUUGGACAAACCCAUCAUGUUGGUGACAGUCUACCUGGCCAUGGUGGUGCUACUGGUGCUGUGUGUCUGUCUGGAGCUAACGGCACGUCGCUUCACCCCACCUCAACCCACCCCCUCUGCCAUGGGCACCAACCCUGCCUUCCGUAGGUUCCAGACCUUGUUCCUCCGAGGCUACCUCUUAGCCUUGUCGGGUGACUGGCUGCAAGGGCCAUACCUCUACAAGCUCUACCGCCAUUACAGCUUCCUGGAGUCCCAGAUAGCCAUCCUGUAUGUCGUUGGCCUGGCCUCCUGUGUGCUGUUUGCCCCUGUGGCUAGCUGGUUUCCUCAGGUCCUGGGGCGGAGACGGACCUGCCUGCUCUUCUGCGUGGCCUACUCAGCCUGUUGCCUCACCAAGCUGUCCCGUGACUACUUUGUCCUGAUCCUGGGUCGCGUGCUAGGAGGCCUGUCCACCUCUUUGCUCUCCACAGCCUUCCAGGCGUGGUACGUGCACCGACAUGUUGACAUCCACGACUUCCCUAAAGAAUGGAUCCCCAGUACCUUCACCAAGGCUGCUAGCUGGAACCACGGGCUGGCGGUGGGGGCUGGGCUGGUGGCUAACAUGCUGGCUGAGUGGCUCCACCUGGGGCCUGUGGCGCCCUUCCUCCUGGCCGUGCCCUGCCUGGGGGCCUGUGGCUGGGUGGUGCUGACUGAUUGGGGUCUGGAGGAGAAGGAUGGAAGCCUGGAAGGGGACAACAAGACGCCCUUGCUCGGUCCUUCUAGUUCAGCACCUCUGGCCCGGGCUUCUGCGCAGGCCCGGUUCUGGCGCAGCUGUCAGGAAGGCCUCCGCUGUCUCUUAUCAGACAGACGGGUGAUGCUGCUAGGAGGAGUCCAGGCUCUAUUUGAGAGUGUCCUCUAUAUAUUCAUCUUCCUGUGGACCCCCGUCCUGGACCCCUACGGCCUCCCGCUGGGCAUGGUCUUCUCCUGCCUGAUGGCAGCCAGUAUGGCGGGGUCCCUGCUCUAUCGCCUGGCCACCUCCACCUGCUACCGCCUCCAGCCUGGUCACCUGCUCUGCUUCUCCAUGCUGCUCGCCUUUUUCUCCUUCUUCAUGCUCAUCUUCUCCACUGCCCCGGGCCAGCCCAGACCCCGCGAGUCCCUGCUGGCCUUCCUGAUGCUGGAGCUGGCCAGUGGCCUCUACUUCCCUGCUGUCAGCUUCCUCCAGGGGAGGGUGAUCCCAGAGGAGAAGAGGGCCGGGGUGCUGGCCUGGUUCAGGCUGCCCCUUCACCUGACGGCCUGCCUGGGGCUGCUGGCGCUCCACAGGGAGGUGUCGGGGACCGGAGGGGGCGAGGGGGGUAGUGGAACCAGGCACAUGUUUGGUGGUUGUGCUGUUUUGAUGCUAGCUGCACUCUUGGCUGUGGUCAGUCUCUUUACACUGGGAAGGAACGAUGUGGAUCUCAGACUGGAUGGGCCCAAAGGAGAGGGAGAUGUAUGACAUUUAGAUUCAGAAAACUGAACUGUCCCAACAUUGGGCAAUGCCAUGGAGGAGAAGGACUAGGAAUACACUUACUGCUUUGUUUACAGAGAUGAUGACUUGUUUGGGAACUGAACAACUUUUGUAUGACUGAAAAUUGAAGCUUAAUCAACAUAGGAGUUGCUAAUAUAAGACAAUGAUUUAAAAUAAUCUGGUGUUGGUAAGGUAUAUAUUUUUUGUUGCAAGAUUUCCUGAUAUUUAUUUGUUUUCGUUUUGUUAAGACUAGCAAAUAUAUUGUUAGAUUGUUGCGUAUAUGAAGAAAAUUGAGUUACUUUGGAUUUACUAUGUGGCAGUCUGCAUCUUCUCAAGGGGUUGGGUUAAAUGCAGAAGAAGCACUUUGGUUGAAUGCAUUCAGUUGUGCAACUGACUUAUUUCUUUAAACACACACACACACACACUCUGACGCACUUGCUUGUUUAUUAAUGUUGCACCAGUUGGUAGCUCCAGGAUGUUAUUUAUAUCUCAGCCUGACCACGUCGUAGGGUUUAUCAACUGCAUUUUUCAGGGUGAACCUCUCAGCCAGGGCAGAACAAGGCUUCCAUCACUAGCGUUGUUCAGGGUGAACCUCUCAGCCAGGGCUGAACAAGGCUUCCAUCACUAGCGUUGUUCAGGGUGAACCUCUCAGCCAGGGCAGAACAAGGCUUCCAUCACUAGCGUUGCUCGGGGUGUACCUCUCAGCCAGGGCAGAACAAGGCUUCCAUCACUAGCGUUGCUCGGGGUGAACCUCUCAGCCAGGGCAGGCUUCCAUCACUAGCGUUGUUCGGGGUGAACCUCUCAGCCAGGGCAGCAAGGCUUCCAUCACUAGCGUUGUCCAGGGUGUACCUCUCAGCCAGGGCAGAACAAGGCUUCCAUCACUAGCAUUGUCCAGGGUGUACCUCUCAGCCAGGGCAGAACAAGGCUUCCAUCACUAGCAUUGUUCAGGGUGAACCUCUCAGCCAGGGCAGAACAAGGCUUCCAUCACUAGCGUUGUUCGGGGUGAACCUCUCAGCCAGGGCAGAACAAGGCUUCCAUCACUAGCGUUGUUCGGGGUGAACCUCUCAGCCAGGGCAGAACAAGGCUUCCAUCACUAGCGUUGUUCAGGGUGAACCUCUCAGCCAGGGCAGAACAAGGCUUCCAUCACUAGCGUUGUUCAGGGUGAACCUCUCAGCCAGGGCAGAACAAGGCUUCCAUCACUAGCAUUGUUCAGGGUGAACCUCUCAGCCAGGUCAGAACAAGGCUUCCAUCACUAGCGUUGUUCGGGGUGAACCUCUCAGCCAGGGCAGAACAAGGCUUCCAUCACUAGCGUUGUUCGGGGUGAACCUCUCAGCCAGGGCAGAACAAGGCUUCCAUCACUAGCGUUGUUCGGGGUGAACCUCUCAGCCAGGGCAGAACAAGGCUUCCAUCACUAGCGUUGUUCGGGGUGAACCUCUCAGCCAGGGCAGAACAAGGCUUCCAUCACUAGCGUUGUUCGGGGUGAACCUCUCAGCCAGGGCAGAACAAGGCUUCCAUCACUAGCGUUGUUCGGGGUGAACCUCUCAGCCAGGGCAGAACAAGGCUUCCAUCACUAGCGUUGUUCGGGGUGAACCUCUCAGCCAGGGCAGAACAAGGCUUCCAUCACUAGCGUUGUUCAGGGUGAACCUCUCAGCCAGGGCAGAACAAGGCUUCCAUCACUAGCGUUGUUCAGGGUGAACCUCUCAGCCAGGGCAGAACAAGGCUUCCAUCACUAGCGUUGUUCGGGGUGUACCUCUCAGCCAGGGCAGAACAAGGCUUCCAUCACUAGCGUUGUUCGGGGUGAACCUCUCAGCCAGGGCAGAACAAGGCUUCCAUCACUAGCGUUGUUCAGGGUGUUCCUCUCAGCCAGGGCAGAACAAGGCUUCCAUCACUAGCGUUGUUCAGGGUGAACCUCUCAGCCAGGGCAGAACAAGGCUUCCAUCACUAGCGUUGUUCGGGGUGUACCUCUCAGCCAGGGCAGGCUUCCAUCACUAGCGUUGUUCAGGGUGAACCUCUCAGCCAGGGCAGAACAAGGCUUCCAUCACUAGCGUUGUUCAGGGUGUUCCUCUCAGCCAGGGCAGAACAAGGCUUCCAUCACUAGCGUUGUUCAGGGUGAACCUCUCAGCCAGGGCAGAACAAGGCUUCCAUCACUAGCGUUGCUCGGGGUGUACCUCUCAGCCAGGGCAGGCUUCCAUCACUAGCGUUGUUCAGGGUGAACCUCUCAGCCAGGGCAGAACAAGGCUUCCAUCACUAGCGUUGUUCAGGGUGAACCUCUCAGCCAGGGCAGAACAAGGCUUCCAUCACUAGCGUUGUUCAGGGUGAACCUCUCAGCCAGGGCAGAACAAGGCUUCCAUCACUAGCGUUGUUCAGGGUGAACCUCUCAGCCAGGGCAGAACAAGGCUUCCAUCACUAGCGUUGUUCAGGGUGAACCUCUCAGCCAGGGCAGAACAAGGCUUCCAUCACUAGCGUUGUUCAGGGUGAACCUCUCAGCCAGGGCAGAACAAGGCUUCCAUCACUAGCGUUGUUCAGGGUGAACCUCUCAGCCAGGGCAGAACAAGGCUUCCAUCACUAGCGUUGUUCAGGGUGUACCUCUCAGCCAGGGCAGAACAAGGCUUCCAUCUCUAGCUCAGCUGCUUGCUCCGGCAGAAAUAUCACCCUUUCUAAUAUCACAUAACUUGAUACUUCAGCGUAUCAAUUCAGUUUCAGCUCUUAUGAAAAAAGCAACUUUGCAAUCAAUUGACAUUACACAUUGUCAGUGUAAGGAAAAUAUAUUAUGAAUCGUUUGUUGUGGACCAAUAUCAGAUCAUUUCCUUUUUUGAAAUAGCUGUUAUAGAAACAGAACUUGUAUGGGGCUUGUCAGACCUGAAUACAUAUUGGAGAGGCAUUGGUACUUGCCUUAUUCUUAAAUCCUUGUCCUCCAGGACCUUCAGUAAAACAGGACAUGUUGUAAAUAUGGAAUAAAUAAGAUUUUAAUACCCUC
Messenger RNA from Salmo salar (Atlantic salmon), 5229 nucleotides. RefSeq names its product solute carrier family 61 member 1. Gene Ontology annotation, molecular function: molybdate ion transmembrane transporter activity. NCBI's taxonomy places the organism in Eukaryota, Metazoa, Chordata, Actinopteri, Salmoniformes, Salmonidae. Gene Ontology annotation, cellular component: membrane. Gene Ontology annotation, biological process: molybdate ion transport. The record is from RefSeq and is a predicted model, not a curated record.